UUGUGGAUCCGGUCUAUAUGCCAAUCGCCACAUCACCUAUGAGUCCAGGUUCGCAAUAUUAUACCGAGACAGAAGUUAAUCCAAUGGAUCAGAUAACAGAGCCGCUUAAUGGCAACUAUUUUCCACCGGACCAUGCAUCAGCACGGCCAUCCACACCAUCUGUUAGUGGUUCAAAUCGGACUACACUCAGUUCUAAUCCAUUGAGCCCCAAGCCUAGUCGUGUAGUGGUAGUUCCCCCUAACCCAGAUAAAAAUAGUCCAAAGGUGACUGGUAGCGCAAACGAUGGUCCCAUAUUGGCUAGUCCAGGUCAAACGCCCCAAUUAAGAAGAGGCGUGCCAUAUCAACCUGUCAAACCUUCAUCUCCUGAUGUAGAAGUUCCUGGUAACAAUACUAUUCCAGAAUCAAUUCCUAAUGGUGCUAAUGGUGAUAGUCCUGGUAUUCCGAGUGUUCCUAUAUCACAACCUCCGACACCUCAGCAACCAAUUCCUCCUGCACAAAGUCCACCAAUACCAACUCGGAAAAAAGGGAAAACACCAGGAAAUAGGAUAUUUGGGGAUAAAUCUAAUCCUUAUUAUGUGAUUCCACCAAUUAAUGUAUUAAUUGUAGAAGCAAUUUUAUCAACAUUUAUGAGAAAGAAGAAUAUCAAAUACGAAUGUGCUUCUAAUGGUCAAGAAGCCGUUGAUAAAUGGAAAAAAGGAGGAUUCCACUUAAUCUUGAUGGAUAUCCAACUGCCAGUAAUGGAUGGAAUAGAAGCUACGAAGACAAUCAGACGCCUAGAGAAAUCACAAAAGAUAGGUGUCUUUCCUUCUACACCACCGGCAUUUCCAACCUCAUCACUACCGUUACCAAAUUCACCCGUUACAUCCUCUACAUCCGCACCUGCAUCAACGUCUACUCAAGAACCGCCUGAAACACCUGCUUUAAGUUCACCAGUCAUUAUAAUGGCCCUAACAGCAUCAUCGUUACCAUCCGACAGGCAAAACGCUCUGGCCGCAGGAUGUAAUGAUUUUCUGACAAAACCUGUAAGUUUGGAAUGGUUGGAGAAAAAGAUUAACGAAUGGGGAUGUAUGCAGGCCUUGAUUGAUUUUGAAGGAUGGAGAAGGUGGAAAAAAGUUGGAGAGGAAAUACAGAUGAGCGGAUUCUGA
Molecule: messenger RNA, 1145 nt
Organism: Racocetra fulgida
Lineage: Eukaryota; Fungi; Glomeromycota; Glomeromycetes; Diversisporales; Gigasporaceae
Source: the annotation of a GenBank genome assembly